AUGGCGCUGAUGGCGGAGUCUGACGACUCGGUUGCAUCCUGGGGUGCUUGCGGAGCCGUGGACCAAGAUCAUGCUGUAGAACGUGUCGGAUGUUCGGCGACUGUCAGCGUGACGUCAGUGGACCCGAAGGCUGGCACCUUCCAGGUGAGGAUGGUUUGUCAGUGGGCCUUUCGAACCAACAACCCAAACAACGACACCGAGAUCAUCUACAGAGGAGUGCCAGGCAUACGCAUUCCCGGCCUCAGCGUCAAGGUGCAGGAAAGCAGGAUUUGGAAGGUGCUGGAGGGCAACAGCAACAACAUUAUCAAGUGGAACGGCACGUCAAUAUUCUUGCUGCAGGGUUUCAAGAUGUACGAACUCAAGGAUUUUCCUUUCGAUCGUCACGUCAUCCGUCUGCAAAACCUGGACUUUGUGUGGAGAAGCUACAAAGACGACGACGACUUCUUCGACUCUAUGAAGAUUGUGUGGCUGCAGAUAGAGUCAAAAUCCAUUCUGCCAGAAUGGAUACCGGCUGGCCCCACCAUCGAGCCACUCCAGAAGGUGGCUGAUGACGAUCCACAAGCAAGUCAGGACUGGGAGGAAGAGGAGGCAGACUUUGCCAACAAGUUUCAGAUCGACUUGCGGAUUGAACGUGCGCAUAAGUUCUAUGUGCGCCAGAUUUUCUUUGUCACAUAUUUGAUAACUGUCGCAUCCUGCACACCCCUGCUUAUGUUUCCAGAAGACAUGGGCGACAGGCUCAGCGUCUAUGGCGGUGGGCUGCUGACUCUCGUAGCCUUCAAAUACGGGGUCAUGGACCACCUGCCGAGUGUUCCGUACUCGACCUUCACGGACUCAUUUCUGCUCUGGCAGAUGAUCACCAUAGCCAUGUGCACAUUUGCAUCGCUGAUUGGAUACCGUCUUAAGCAGUACAACGAGGAGCUGGUCGACUGGGUCGAGAACAUAACUUUCUUCUCAGUGUUCGCAAUUUGGACGAUGGCCUUGUUUUCCGUGUGGUGCUGCAAGCCGAAAUGCAGAAAAGCUUGGGAUGAUGUGGCCGAGAAGGACGACGACCCCAUGAGGGUGCCCAAGAAUUUGCCGUCCUUUUUUUCGCACAGUGAAUUUCGCCAGAUUACAUCUCCGAGCCGGAAGGGCCGGGUAUGA
Molecule: messenger RNA, 1140 nt
Organism: Symbiodinium sp. CCMP2592
Lineage: Eukaryota; Dinophyceae; Suessiales; Symbiodiniaceae
Source: the annotation of a GenBank genome assembly